Messenger RNA from Papilio machaon (common yellow swallowtail), 1990 nucleotides. It is a transcript of the gene ae3, whose product is annotated as juvenile hormone esterase. The transcript is spliced from 3 exons. The record is from RefSeq and is a predicted model, not a curated record. The coding region runs from base 37 to 1944 and encodes 635 amino acids. Lineage: Eukaryota; Metazoa; Arthropoda; Insecta; Lepidoptera; Papilionidae.
AAUGAUUAGUUUUCUUAAAUUGCGCAUCUGAACACCAUGGCGGUAGCGUUAAGUGUAUUUUCUUUGUGCAUUUUAGGUGCUUUGGCUCAAACGCCUCAAUUACGAAUGGUUACUAUCGCCCAAGGUACUGUAGUGGGAUCUGUUGCUGCCGAUGGUAACUAUUAUGAGUUUCAUGGAAUACCAUACGCUGAUUCCACGUCUGGAUCAAAUAGAUUCAAGGCACCCUCACCGCCACCUUCUUUUCAAAGUAUGUUUAUAGCUAACAGAAAAGGUGUAAAAUGCGUAAGAGCUUUAGGUGUUGGCUAUGAGGGUACAGAAGAUUGUUUAGUUGCGGAUAUUUACACUCCAACAUUGAAUAAUACUGAUCGAUUACCCGUCAUGGUGUGGAUAAAAGGAAAAGAAUUUGAUAAAAUAUACGAACACGAUUUGUCUUUUACAAAUUUUAUGGAACGUGAUGUAAUUAUCGUGUCAUUGAACUAUCGCGAGUCAAUUUUGGGAUUCCUCUGCUUAGGAAAUGAGGCAGCGCCUGGAAAUGCUGGACUAAAAGAUAUCGUUGCCGGUUUGCGCUGGGUCAAACAAAAUAUAGCUCAAUUUGGUGGAGAUCCAGACAAUAUAAGUCUUUUCGGACAUGGAAGCGGUGCUGCUGCGGUUGAUUUAGUAUCUUUGUCACCUUUUGCUGAUGGUCUUAUUAGUAAAGUGAUAUCUCAAAGUGGGACUGCGCUGUCACCAUGGGCUGUAACACGAGACAAUUUGAAAUACGCUAUAGAAGUCGCCGAAGCGCUUGGACAUACUAUCAAUAGUAUUCAUGAUGUAACAGAUGCUUUUAAAAGAACCAGUGUAGCAGCUCUUAUGGCCGUUAUCAACGAACUUGACCUUACUGAUAAUUCAUUGGCAUUUGCACCAUGUCUUGAGAGAGAGGAUAUAGAAAAUGUAGAGCCAUUUCUUACAAAAUCUCCGUACACAAUUUUAACCGAAGGGACUUAUGCUCGUAUACCGUUUAUGACUGGUUUUGUUGAUUAUGAAGGAACGAUACGAGCGGAAGAAGCUUUAGAGGAUAACUGGUUAGAAAAAAUGGAAGAAUCAUUUGAUGAAUUUGUCCAACCAGAUUUGAAACUGGAAGACAAUGAAGACGGGUUACAAACAAUACAAGAUAUACGGUCAUUUUAUUUUCGUGAUAAUAUUAUUAAUGAAACGCAAAUAAACAGUUUUCUUUCAUAUCAUGGAGAUACUAUGAUUUUGGUAUCAGCAAUAAGAGAAGCUAGUUUAAGGGCCUCCUCCAAUAGUUCUGUUUAUUUGUAUCAGUUUUCUUACAAGGGAAUGCUAGGGGAUCCCUUUGUAGGGCCUAUAGAAGUAAACAGUGCUGCUCACAGUGAAGAAUUAGCUUAUUUAUUUUAUCAUGAAUCAGAAUCACAACCAUCGGAAAUGGAUUUAGCUGUAAGCGAUAUAUUAGUAGAACGCUGGACAAACUUUGCUAAAACAGGGACGCCAGAAAGCGAACUCUCGCAAGUAGUAUGGAAGCCAUUUACUAAUUCAAAUUCAAACUAUUUGAGAUUCUUAGACGAUGAAGAGGUUAAUGAAAAUCAAGGAGGAAGCUUGGAAGUGGACUUGCAAAACCCCCAUAUCGAGACUUUGUUAUUCUGGGAACAGAUUUACAGUAAGCAUUUUGUAGAUGCUAAAGGUAGAUGGGAUCUUGCUGAUAGGGGUGAAGAUGAUGAUUCUGAUGUUAUUAUUGACAACGGAAGUGGGGAGGAAGGAAGUGGUGAGGAAGGAAGUGGCGACGAAGGAAGUGGAGAUGAUGGAAGUGGUGACGAGGAAGGAAGUGGCGAGGAAGAUGAUAAUGAAGACGAUACCAAUUCUGCAUCCAGGCUUGUCGGAUUCACUUUUCUAAUAGUACCAAUCUUUGCACUUUUAAAUAAAUUCCAUAUGUCACACAUUACUUUAUAGACUUAUUGCAGUAGAUACAAAGCUACUCUAAAUAAGUCAAUUAUUU